Messenger RNA from Nerophis lumbriciformis (worm pipefish), 1734 nucleotides. The record is from RefSeq and is a predicted model, not a curated record. Lineage: Eukaryota; Metazoa; Chordata; Actinopteri; Syngnathiformes; Syngnathidae.
AUGCUGGGUUCAGAGCGCGGUGUUGUCGAAGAAUGGCUCUCAGAAUUCAAGUCCUUACCAGAAACCCAACUCGCAAGUUAUGCCAGCAGUCUUCAUUUGAAGAAGUCCUUGGUACCGGCACUGUACAGGGUCAUCCAAGAUCCGGGCAAUGAGCUGUUGGAGCCCGUGUGCCACCAGCUGUUCGAGCUGUACCGCAGCUCCGAGGAGCGCCUGCGGCGUUUCACCAUGCAGUUUCUGCCCGAGCUGGUGUGGGUGUAUCUGCGAGUCACGGCCAGCAGAGAUCGGCAGAGUAAUGGGUGUAUUGAAGCCCUACUCCUGGGAAUCUACAACUUGGAGAUUGUGGACAAAGACGGCAACAGCAAGCUCCUUUCCUUCACCAUCCCCUCGUUAUCGAAACCAUCCAUUUAUCAUGAGCCUUCGAGUUUGGGGUCCAUGGCCUUGACAGAAGGGGCUCUGUGUCAACACGACUUGAUUCGCGUGGUGUACAGUGGCCUCCACCCUCAGAGAGAGACCUUCACGGCUCAGAACAGGUUUGAGGUGCUGUGUUUCCUCAUGCUGUGCUACAAUUCAGCAGUUGUCUACAUGCCGCUGUCCUCCUAUCAGUCGGUCUGCAGAAUGAGCUCACGGUUGUGUGUAUGCGGUUUCCCGCGGCAGCAGCAGAAACUCUGGAGGGAGCCUUCCAACCGCGUGCUUUUGGACCCGGAGUUCAUGGUGCAAAUGCUGACUGCUGUUUAUCAUGCCAUCUACAACGGAGAGUGGGAGAUGGGUCGAGAAGCCCUGGAGGAUGUUCUGUACAGAGCCCAGCUUGAGCUUUACUCUCAACCAUUGCUACUGGGCAAUGCCAUGAAGAACUCCCUCCCAGAGAGUGCCCCCAAUGAGCCGCAAGGGCGCAAGGUUCUGCAGGUGGAAGUGACGCCCACCGUUAGCCGCAUUUCCAUCUCUGCCAUCACCACCGCGUCCAUCCGACGCCACCGCUGGAAGAGAGAAGAUUGUUUUGACUACUCGAGCGAUGCAGAGUUGAGCGUCGCCGUCACUCGUCCUAGCCCCACCCAACACCCGUCAGCCAAUGAGCAGAGAGACGGCGGCCCUCACAACCACCAUCACCACCACAGCAGCAACGUCAUUCCCCCCAUCACGCUCGAGGAUGCCGACGGUAUGAGCGGUGGUGAGGAUUCUUUCAACGCCAACGACCCAGAUGAGGGUUUCUCUUCCGGGGCGUCCAACAGCAGCCAGCCCUGCGGCACCAGGGCAAGCGGCACGGGUGGACCGAAGGCCGGCGGCGGUCUCAAGAAAGCCAUCACGGCCCGCCUUUCCCGGGACAAAGACCGAGACCGGCCCGAGGUGUCCAAGCAGCCGGACGCCAUGACAGAGGUCAAACGCCAGAGGAAGCCGUCGCCGCCGGCUAGCAUCCGACUGGACGCCAUCCAGCUGAGUCCCAUCAAGAAGCACUUGAGCUUCCCCUCCGGACCCCCACUGGUAAGGACCGGCAGCGCCUCCUCCAGCAAGUCUUUCGACUGCACUGCCUUCAGCCUGAACGGCGGUGGCCGGGAACAGGAGGGCGUGGACGAGGAUGGCGGGCGGCCUGUCACUGGGUCCCACCGCCACUCCACCAUCAGCCUGCAGGAGGGACAACUCAUCAGGCCCUCAGACGACCCCCUUUUGUCCCCCGGGGCCCCCCUCAGCAGGCAGUCGCGGUCCCCCAGCUUCAACAUGCAGAUCAUAUCGCAGGUUUAA